AUGGCUGGCCUCGUCGCUCGCAUCCGCUCCAACCCCCACCUCCGCUUCCUCACGCCCCCGAUCCUCGUCGACUGGGCCGUCGUGCUCAUCCUCGGACAGGCGACAUACUACGUCGAGCAGAUCUACCCCUACGAGCGCGACCCAGCGCACUACCUCAACGACCCCGACUUCCAGUGGCCUCACGGAGGCGAACGAGUCCCUGCGUAUCCAGGCAGCCUCCUCGACCAGUUGACCUGGUACCUGCCCAUCCUCGUCAUCGUCCUCGUGGGCGGCCUCUUCAAACGGAGCUUGCAUGACGUCCACCACGGCAUCCUCGGACUGAGCGCAAGUCGGGCGUUCAUGCGUAUGAUCGUCGAGUGCAUCAAGAACAGGGUCGGCCGCCUCCGCCCCGACUUCUUCUCCCGCUGUCAGUGGGACGCCGUUGCGCACGCCUGUACCGGCCCUCUUGCCCUUGUAAAGGACGGCAGGCGCAGCUUUCCAUCCGGCCACUCGUCGACGGCGUGGCAAGGGCUGUUCUUCCUCAGCUUGUACCUAGCCGGGAAGAACGGCGCCUAUGCGUUCGCGGCCCCCUUCCCUCGCUCAGGACCCCUCCAAUCCCGCCUCCUCCGCCUCUCGAUCGUCCUCGCACCGCUCUUCGUCGCAGGGUGGAUUGUCGUGACUCGUCUAGAAGACCACUACCACCACCCAACCGACGUCCUAGCCGGCUCCUUCAUAGGCGCCUCGACCGCCUUCUUCUCCUACCUAACCUACUACCCCUCUCCACUCAUUCUCUCCACCCCGCCGGGGUCGGAAGAAGCGGAGGAGAGACUGAGGGUUAUGGAGCGCCCGAAGAUGGUUUAUGGAGUCAAGGAGGUGAGUGAUGGGUGGGAGGAGGGGGAGAGGGUGGAGGAAGGGAGGGUGAGGUUGGGCGGUGCGGAUGGGGAGGUGGUUGUGUGA
This is a messenger RNA of Rhodotorula toruloides NP11, 936 nucleotides long. Its product is annotated as phosphatidic acid phosphatase type 2/haloperoxidase. The coding region runs from base 1 to 936 and encodes 311 amino acids. NCBI's taxonomy places the organism in Eukaryota, Fungi, Basidiomycota, Microbotryomycetes, Sporidiobolales, Sporidiobolaceae. Gene Ontology annotation, biological process: phospholipid metabolic process. The transcript has 4 exons. Gene Ontology annotation, molecular function: phosphatidate phosphatase activity. The record is from RefSeq and is a predicted model, not a curated record.